Parnassius apollo (apollo) is the source of this 2421-nucleotide messenger RNA. The record is from the annotation of a GenBank genome assembly. NCBI's taxonomy places the organism in Eukaryota, Metazoa, Arthropoda, Insecta, Lepidoptera, Papilionidae.
AUGCCAUGUAAACGUUUUCUCAAUUACAAUAUUCAAACUAACGCGCCAAAAUCUUCAUUCGGAUUCUUACGCAUGCGCGCUCUUGCGCGCAAGCAGAAGCGCGAUUGUUUUGAAAGAAACUUGUUUAAGCUUGCUUUUGUUUUUGGCAAAAAUGAUGAAACGCCAAAAGGUACCGCUGAUUUACAGGAAAAUGUUAUUCAAAACGAAUCAGUCGAUUUGAAUCCUUCAGAACAGUCGGAAUUAUCAGUAGCUACACAAGUUCUUAUAAAUCAUAGAACAGAAGAGGAGGCAGCAUUGAGAAGCACGUCAGAAAAAAUUGAAAGUUAUUCGACUGAUAUUGCGUUAUGGGGCGAAAUCAACGAGAAGUUACGAUUAUACUGGUUGCAAAAAAAUCCAGGUUUAUGCAGCAAUAAGGAUAAAGAUUUCUCAAAAUCUGCACGGAUUUACCAAGAAGGAGAUAAACAAAAAGUGAGAACUCUAAACAAAUCAUUAUUUCAAUUGAAACUACAAAAUAAUGAAAUAGUAGAGCAGCGAAUUACGGAGCAUGAGCAAAGCAAAGCUCAUAAACAAACUUUAACUAUUUAUUCUAAACGGAGAAGAGAAACUGGUAGUUUAGAAAAUGCAUUAACGAUUCAACAAAAAAAUGAGAAAAAUUAUUGGAUUCAAGUAUUACGUCGAAUAACUGACACUAUAAAGUUUCUUGCUUCACGAGGUCUCGCUUUUCGAGGGGAGAACGAACGAUUCGGAUCUAGUCAAAAUGGCAAUUACUUAGGUAUUUUAGAAUUACUGAGCGAAUAUGACCCUUUCCUUAAAGAGCACAUUAAUACCUACGGAAAUAAAGGACAUGGAGUAACAUCAUACUUAUCAGCUAAUAUUUGUGAGGAAUUUAUAGGCCUUAUGGGGGAAAAAGUUCUUGCUUGCAUUAUAAGUGAGUUGAAGAAGGCAAAAUAUUAUUCUUUUUCUGUGGAUUCUACGCCGGACAUCACUCAUCUAGAUCAAUUAACGUUCACCGUGCGCUACGUUACCGAUCAGGGGCCUAUCGAACGUUUUUUAAUGUUCGUUCCUAUAGAAGGUCAUAAUGCCGAAUAUUUAACAGAGGUUGUAGUCAAAUUUUUUAAAGAUAAUGAUAUUGAUAUAAAUGACUGUAGAGGUCAAUCUUAUGACAACGCAUCGAAUAUGUCUGGACGCUAUUCAGGACUGCAAACCAGGAUAAGGGAAAUCAAUAAGUAUGCUGAUUAUAUUCCUUGUGCCGGGCACUCGUUAAAUUUAGUCGGCGUUAAGGCAGCUGAAUGUGUUAAUGCAGUCGUUAAGUAUUUCUAUAUCGUACAAAAUUUGUACACAUUUUUAUCAGGAUCGACUUAUAGAUGGCAAAAACUAUUGUCAUAUUUAGGAACGAAAAAAAAAGUCGUUAAAUCUUUAUCCGCUACUCGAUGGUCAGCCCGAGCUGAUGCAAUCAUCGCUCUUUUCACAGGUCAUACAGAUAUUACGAAAGCUCUAGAUGAUUUAUCAAAGGAUGAUACGCAGUCUAACGAGACUAGACUUGAAGCUAAGACCAUUUUAAAGCAAAUUACAAAAUUUGAAAAUGUCUUUAUAACUGUGGUAUGGCACGAAAUCUUGACACGUAUUAAUGAUACAUCUAAAAAUUUACAAAAAGAAAAUAUGGAUUUGUAUAUAGCAUGCAGUCUUUUAAAUUCCUUAGAAUUGUAUUUAUUGGAUAUCAGGGAUAAAUUCGAUGAGUUUUUAGAAAAAGCAAAAAGCUUUACUAAUAUCUGCGAAAGUGAAUCUACAUCUGAGCCAAGAAAUCGAAGAAGAAGCGUAAAACUUACUCGCUUUGAAGGAGAGAGUGAACAUACACAAUUUACUGGAGAUGAAAAGCUCAAAAUAGAGAUUUUUUAUCCGAUAAUCGAUUCACUUUGUUCCAAUUUGAAAACCAGAAAAACUGCUUACGAAACGGUGAAUGAUAACUUCAAGUUUUUUACUGCUCUACCAAACAUGACAUACGAAGGAAUAAAAGAAUGCUGCGAAAAGCUUGCCAGAAAAUAUGAUCAAGACAUUUCUGCAGAAAAUUUAAUAUCAGAAUGUUUACAUUAUAAACAUUAUCUUCGUGAUACACGAAAGAACGAAGAAUUAUUUAUUCCUGAUCUAUACUUGCAACUGAAGAAAGAAUUUCUGACGUCUACAUUCCCAAAUAUUGAAAUAAGUCUCCGAAUAUUCCUUACCCUAAUGAUCACCAAUUGUGCUGGUGAACGAUCAUUUUCUAGAUUAAAGUUGAUAAAAUCCGAUCAUCGAAGCACAAUGUCACAGUCACGAUUGAAUCAUCUAAGUUUAAUGAGUAUAGAAUCGGACUUAUUAAAAUCGAUUGAUUUUGAUGAACUCAUAUCUAAUUUUGCUGCGAAGAAAUCGAGAAAAAAAGUUUUUUAA